GACCCCACCUUGCAGUCUCUAUAAAAGACAACAGCACGCAUAUCGCAUCAUCAGUUUCAUUCGACUUCUUUGCGACGCUCCAAGUGUGGAAACAUGAGAUUUAUUGGCGCCAGCAUCCUUUUGGCAUUCGCUUUAGGAAUAGCGCAGGCCGGAUACGCAGGCAGCCUCGAUCAUGGUUCGGGAGGUGACGGCGGUUUCGUCGGAGGCGGUGAACACGGGGGAGGAGAACAGCUCGGCGGCGGCAACCACCUGGAACUAGGGGGAGGGGGAGGAGGAGGAGGAGGUCACUUGGAACUAGGAGGAGGAGGAGGCGGCGGCGGUCACUUCGAUCUUGGUGGUGGCGGCGGCGGAGGCCACUUCGAAUUAGGAGGUGGCGGCGGAGGUCACUUGGACCUUAGUGGUGGUGGCGGCGGCGGCGGCGGCGGCGGCGGUCAUUUGGAACUGGGAGGAGGUCAACAGUACGGUGGAGGAGAAGGCGGUCAUUUCCAAGGUGGUCACGGAUUCGAAUUGGGUGGAGGAGGAGGAGGUCACGGACUUGAAUUAGGUGGAGGAGGAGGAGGCCACGGACUUGAAUUAGGUGGAGGAGGAGGAGGUCACGGACUUGAAUUGGGUGGCGGAGGAGAAGGUCACGGACUUGAAUUAGGUGGAGGCGGAGGUCACGGCCUUGAACUUGGAGGCGGCGGGCACAGUUUUGAUCUUGGAGGCGGAGGCGGUCAAGAAUUUAGUAGUCAUGGUGUUGAUGGCGGUUCGGAACAUCACCACAUUCCGACCAAAACCAUAGAACACACUAAUCCCGUUCCGGUUCACAUUAUCAAGAAGGUGGGAGUCCCUGUACCGCAUCCUGUUGGAGUUCCUGUGCCUCAAGUAAUUAAAGUGGGAGUACCUCAACCCUAUGCCGUCCACAUUCCAGUACCUCAUCCUAUUCCUAUUCCGAUCUACAAGUUGGUUCCCCAAGAGAUCGAGAAAAAGGUUCCCAUUACCGUUGAGAAACUAGUCCCUGUUACAGUAGAAAAGCCUUACAAGAUUGAGAUUGAAAAGCAUCAUCCUGUACAUGUAGCCAAACCAUAUCCGGUUCAUGUCCCUAUUUACAAACACAUUUUCCACCACGUUCCUAAGCACGGAGGUGGUGGUGGUGGCGGAGGAGGUCAUGGAGGAUGGCAUUAAGCGUCGCAUUAAGCUAACCUGAUCAUUUUCCAUCUCCUUGUCAUUUAAACUUAACUUAUCAUCGCCAUCAUUUUUCAUUGUUAUGUUUGUUAUGUUGUGUUUUUUAUUUGUACAAAUAAAAUGUUUUUCAUAUA
Zophobas morio is the source of this 1298-nucleotide messenger RNA. Its product is annotated as probable H/ACA ribonucleoprotein complex subunit 1. The record is from RefSeq and is a predicted model, not a curated record. The transcript is spliced from 2 exons. Bases 94 to 1164 code for a protein of 356 amino acids. Lineage: Eukaryota; Metazoa; Arthropoda; Insecta; Coleoptera; Tenebrionidae.